AUGUCCAGUCAUGCACCUCUCGAAUUGGCCUCAUUGAUUGAUAAAGUUUCUCGAUCACAUCAGAGAUCCAAACAAAGAGCAGAAACAGCUGAGAAACCUGUUCGGAAAAUCAGGUUGGCCGAGCCAGUGGAAGCGGAGAUGGACAAAAAAAUAGAUGAAGAGAUUUUCACCUUUCCCUUUCUAACAAACGAUAUUGCAGAUCACACCGAUGACGAUUUCCGAACGAAAAGGUCUCAUCUUUCAGAAAUUAAAAUUAAAAAACAAAAGGAAUUAUUGGAAAGAGUGAAUUUUGCGGAUCCUAAAUAUCAAGCCAUUUACAAAUCAAACCAUGCUCUGAAACCCCUCGUCCAUUUUUUUAAACACUUAAUUCCCGUAAAGGCCAUUCCUUCCGAUCAACAAAACGUUGUCACGAAAUCAAAAUUACGACUUUCAAUACCCUACACAGUUGUUUAUGGAAUUGCAGAAAAUCCAGUCUUGUAUUAUACCGAUAAUGAUGGAUUUGUGGCGCGAGCUGACAAUAUUUCUUACAAAACGAUCAAGCAAAAAUUGACAUUGGGUACCUCCACAGACACCGAUGUUGCAGUGGUGAUGAAGAGAACAGUUACAGGAGAAGUCACAAGCAAUGCAGCAACUUUACUAAGUGUAAAACAGCUAAUGACCGUUCUAGACACUCAAACGACAGGAGUUUGUGCCUAUCAAAGAUAUGUUAAAUCGUGUGGAUCUAAAGCCUCUAUCGCAAGAAUUCUUUGGAGUUGUCACAAACCAGUUUCAGGUUAUGUCAUUAGCAACAUCAAAACUACCACAGACAUGUCUGAAAAAGAGCCUUCAAAUAGACUCUUAACUAGUACAGAAAAUAUUAAUAACAUUGACAUAUUCCAGCUCAAAACAGCUGCCUUGAGAGAGUUGGGAGAGCAAAUUCGAUCGCUUGUAAAGUAUUUAGAGGGUUUACCCAAUUUGAAAUGUAAAUUUGAAUCUUUGGCUGCGGACUUUAUUCGAGAUGAUAAUGGGCGAUACUGGUUUAUUCAAGUUAAAGCGUUCACAUUAGAAGAAAAAUCAACUUCAAAACGCCCAACAUCGUUCGAAGACGAAUCAUUUGAAGAAAAAUCUGUAAAAUCUCGAAGUGCCUAUUUAAGAUGCAAAGAGUGCAAAAUGUGCCUUAAUUUAUUUCCACCAAGCGAAUUGAAUUAUUCAAUGACUUUAAAGAUGAUCUAUGCGACAGAACAGCAUUUAAAACGCCGAGCUGUGAAAUUGUCUUGGUUCGAUCGGCCAGAAUUCAAGGGUUUGACAGAAACUUCGAGCUGGUAUCAAGAGUAUAAGGUUUGCAAACCUUGCUUUGACAUGUACAUACAAGAACAAAAACUUGCCAAGGUAGAGCUGGAAUUUGCAAAAGCUAUUGGAAUUCCUGUUACAAAAAAGAUCAACGAUGAUGCAUCUAUAAUUGAGUCUCUCCAACAAAAGCUUUCAAAGCAAAAAAGAAUUCUCAUUCAUGAAGAACAUCAACAACCAAAAACCUUACAAAUGUAUCGAUUUAUUGUUUAUUUGAAUGAGGUGAGAAAUGUUCCUGACAUUCUAUUGUAUUCAAAAAAGAUUCACCUCAAAAUGACCAUUUUCAACACUGAAUUAAUAGUACCUAUCAAUAUGGACGAGAUUGAUUCAAAGAAAAAGAUUGCAGUUGGAAAAUUAAGAGUGUUUUACUUUUUUGUUAAAAAUCAACAACAAUUUCGACAAUUUUUGAAAACCCAGCGCGAAGUAAGAGUCGAUUUAUGUGUAAAUACCACUGAAGUGAUUGGAAAAGCUGUACUGCAUCUUCGACAAUUCGAGAGUGGUCUUCUCGAUAAGCUGGACUACAUGGUCCUAUUCUCAGCCACAGGUUUGAAAUUGUGCUCUCUGAGGGCCACUCUAGGAUUUGUACAAAUGAGCACGAAAGAUGUGAGUCACAUCAAGCUUCAAGAGUGGAUUCCAGGCGUUUUCAUACCUCCUUCCGAUUUUUACACAGCAGAUCCACUUCCAGAGGAAUGGAUGGAACUCAUUCCUACUCUAAAAACAACCAAUGACUCCCAGAAUGAAGACCCCAAACCACUUUCAGCACGAAGGCCACAAUCUGCUUCUCUUGCCAACACCAGCGGCACAGGAGAGAAGAGACCACUUUCUUCCACUUUUACCAAGAGGCCUGCAACACCUUCACAAACUCUUACGAGAAGAGCUUCUCAAAGUGCUCAACUUACAAAGCCACCUGUACCGUCGUAUGCAAAACAAAUUGGAAAUCUCAAAAAGAGACCUCAAAGCUCAGGACCACGAGUGGUAUACAAUGGUUUGCCAUCAAAUCACGAUCCACUCGACUAUUCAACUUCUCCUAUGACCGCUCAAGAUUUGGCCUCACUAGCAUGGCUAGAACCACCACAAAAGCAACCAGCUGGUUUAGAUAUGUUCACCUCAAACGUGAAUCAAAAAGAAGUGGUUACUCCUCAUGAUGUGGCUGUGACACGAUCACCGAUUGAAGCACGUGUCCAAUAUGCACAAGAUGAAGUGUUGUGGGAGAUGACUAUCAAUCAGGUGACCAUCAAAGACUUAAAAUCAUCAGUAGACGAAUGUUGGAUACUAACCAUUGAUUUCUUUGGGGUUCUGAAAAAAGAAUAUGAAAGUUUUCAAUUAUUUUCAGAGGGCCCUCUUGUUUUUCACAUUGAGAAUGCCACUUACUUUUCGGCCUCAAGAGAAAACCUGAAUGCCUUCUUGGAAAAGGAACGAAUUUUGAAAGUUUCACUAAGACCCAAAUAUCUCACAAAGGAUGAAAUUGUAGCUUUUAUGGAUUUACGUCAAUUACUGAAACGAGAAAAUGCUCAAAUAUUCUUCGAGGCCUCUUUGUUCGACCAAUCCCACGCUGAAGAAAUUAAAUGUAGCAUUGUUGGAGAAGAAAGUGAUCAAGAAAGUGACGAAGAAGAUAAUCCAGAAGCACCCAACAGAGAUAACCUGAAAUUGGGCACUCUCACCACUUACAUUUCAUAUUCCAAAGUCGCCAAAACAUCAGAAGCUGAACUCAACAACAACGUUCCUUCAUACCGGGCGGAAGAGUACAAAAUUACAUGCUUUGCUUCAUGUCCUCUCCAAGAUGACGAUGUGGCAGUUCAAUAA
Molecule: messenger RNA, 3129 nt
Organism: Naegleria fowleri
Lineage: Eukaryota; Heterolobosea; Eutetramitea; Acrasida; Naegleriidae
Exons: 5
Coding region: 1-3129 (1042 amino acids)
Source: RefSeq, a predicted model, not a curated record